Messenger RNA from Portunus trituberculatus (swimming crab), 1391 nucleotides. RefSeq names its product ceramide-1-phosphate transfer protein-like. The record is from RefSeq and is a predicted model, not a curated record. Gene Ontology annotation, biological process: ceramide transport; intermembrane lipid transfer. The transcript has 7 exons. The coding region runs from base 156 to 944 and encodes 262 amino acids. Lineage: Eukaryota; Metazoa; Arthropoda; Malacostraca; Decapoda; Portunidae. Gene Ontology annotation, molecular function: ceramide 1-phosphate binding; ceramide 1-phosphate transfer activity. Gene Ontology annotation, cellular component: membrane; cytoplasm; cytosol.
CCGAGGCCUGUCACUGCUGCUCCUUGCCACCGAUACUUAAUUCUUUCCAUAUCUCGCCUCUCCCACCUUGUCCCACGCUCUCCCUCCACCUCAACAUCCUGGGAGAGCCUGAGCAAGCCACCUGAGGGACAAAACACAGGACAGAGUAGAGCAGGAUGGCGGCCAUUCCUCCAGGGAGUGAGACGCCACAGCAGGUGGAGGAGGCAGAGGAGGCGGCAGCAGUGGCAGAGUCGGCAGCGGCAGCAGCGGAGGUGCAGGAGAACGGUGUGAUGCCAGACGCUGCUUUGCCACAAGACUUGGUGUUUGAUCUACAGUUGGUGCUGGAUGGGUUUAGUGAGUGCCGAGGGGAGGACGGUCAGCUCUACCUCGAUGCUUACUUGCGGGCCUACAGUGAGCUCAAUAAGUUCCUUCAGCUUCUGGGGACAAUCUUCAACUUUGUCUCCCACGAUAUACAGAAGAAGGUGACAAUUCUGCAGUGCUACCGUAAGGGGGGUGCCGGUGACUACUACUACUCCAUCCAGUCCAUGAUAGAGUAUGAGCAGGAAAACAACCUCCUCACUUGCAACGACCCACAGUCCGGCUCCCGCACCCUGCUCAGGCUGCACCGGGGUCUGGAAUUCAUUUCGGGGUUCAUGGCGGAAAUCUACAAGGCAGGAGACACGGCCGGGCUUGGCAGCUCCACCUCGGACCUGUACAGCCGCACUCUGGCCAAGCAUCACAACUGGGUGCUGGCCAAGACUGUGGGUGCCGUGCUGCUCAUGAUGCCCAACAAGCAGACCAUUCUCGACAGGGUAAUCCUUGGAAGUAAGCCGAUGACCGGGGGAGUAGGAGCAGUGCGCGCUCACAACGAGGCUCUGAUGCCCAAGGUUAUAGAGGUUAUGAACUCUGUCUAUAACCUCACACAGAAGCUUUACGAAGACUAUAACAUCCUGGACUUGCCAUAAGCUGUUAGUGUGGAGAGUGGAGGUGUGGAGGAGGAUGUGGAGAUGUGGACUGUGAGUGUUCAUGUAGCUAGAGAUGAAUGGAAGGUGUGUGUGUGUGUGAGAGAGAGAGAGAGUGAGUGGUGACUUGAAUAUUGACGGAUGAACAGUCUAGAUAAGAGGAAUACUACUACUACCACUACAACUUAGCAGUGUAUUGAGGGAUGAACAGUCUAAGGUAAUACUACCACCACUACUACUUACACCCAUAUCCUGAAACACUUCCACACAGCACCUUCACUAUUUUCAAAGGGCUCUAGUUGAAGCGACAGGUUUUUAAAGGGUGUUUCUGUAAUUCCAAUGACAUGUUGACAAGUUUCCUGGCAUAUCAAUAGGACAAAUACUCUUUAAAACUUGGCUAAUGGUUUCUGUGGUUUUGAAAGUGGAGGAGAUAAGGAUGAGAGAGAGAGA